AUGGAGGCUGCUGAAAUUUCGGCACUUCGGAAACGGAUACGCACAGCCAAAACGACAAUUGGCAUCGAAGCAAACAAACUAGAGACUGCAAUGGAGAAGUUCAGUGAAGCAGUGGACAAGUUGGACAACAGGACGCAGUCGCUCCCAGAGAUUAUUGAAAGGAUUGAAACAAAUACUACAGCAGCACAAACUCCUCUGGACAACGCGAACAAAGCCCUGGCAAGGCUAACCCGACUUCGAGAGGAGCUUGAAUUCGACCAGGAACAAAGCUCGCUCAACAGGUGUGAAGUUCCGGAAAUGAAACUCGCACCAAUCCCAAUUCCAAAAUUCAGCAGAAAACUCUGGGAAUGGGAGACCUUCUGGAAACCUUUCGACCACACGGUGCAUUCCAGAAACAUUGACAACCUCUUCAAGUUCAACUACCUUCUUGACGCCCUCGAAGGAGACGCAGAAGAAUCUGUGAAGCAUUUCGAGGUCUCGGAAAGCACCUACCAACUGGUGAUUGAACAUCUGAAGGAGAAAUAUGGCGACAAACAGGCUUUGGUUGAUCAACUUUUGAAGAAUCUCCAAGGAGCACGCGCCCGAACCGACAGUCUAGAAGACCAGGAAGCACUUUGCGAGCAACUUCACUCUAUAACUUCGCAACUGACACUCAAAGGGGAACACGACGACAAUGUUUUCCUGCAAAAGGAGAACGAAGGAAAUUGGAGUACGGCAGCGUUGCUCUCAGCAGCAAGGGAGCACAUCAAGACCGAGCUUAAGAUCAACCGCCGAGUUGAACAUAGCCUUGGAGGUGGAAAAAUGGAGAAAACAAAUGCUGGAAAGAAGAAAUAUUUUAGCAAAACAGAAGUAGUCCCACGUGUAGCACCUUGUUUCUACUGCAAUAAAAGUGGACAUCCAGCAAAGGACUGUGACGAAGUCACUUCUCGGGAGCAACGAGUACAAAUAAUGAGAACGCAGAAUCUCUGCCACAAUUGUGGAGGAAAGGAUCACUGGGCUACGAAAUGCCCCAAAGGAACUUGCAGAAUCUGCAGACAAGCCGGACACCACACGUCCAUUUGCAAAGAACUCUUCAGCUCUCAGAAAGCCCGUCAAAAGCCUCCACUCCGAGAAGUACCACAGAAGCAGGGAACAAAGCUUCAACUACCCAAGGCCAAGACUUCGAAAAUAAAUACGGUCGCUUCGAAUGACGGUAGCAAAGGGGAAAUGAAAGCUUCAGACGCAGUUUUUCACGUCAGCAACACAACGAAGGUUCUCAUUCUGGCGGGACAAGCCAGAAUACUUAAUCCGACAACAAAAGCGUUAGAAACAGUCUACGUGAUUCUCGAUACAGGAGCCGACCGAUCGUUCAUCAGUAGCAGUUUGGCUGAGCGCCUCCAGCUGAAAGACGUAGAUUCCAGUCGUCUAAGCAUCGGCAACUUUCGGCGCUCACAAGCCUUUCGAAAGGACUUGCGGCAUCACGGUUCUCCGCAUAUGGGAUGCACAUACGUUCACAGUAACGAAAAUCGAUACCAUUACAAAACCAUUAACAAGAAGCAGACUGAGUCAAGAGGACAAGCAGUUCCUGUUCGAAAACGAUAUUCAUCUCUUCAUCAACCAUACUGUCGAGAAGAUCCAGCCAGAUAUCCUUCUUGGUUGCGCCGAUCUUUUCUCACUCCUCAAGGAUGGACCAGAAGCUCAAACAACCCUCCCAUCCGGAUUGAAAGCAAUCCUCUCGCGACUGGGAUAUCUCAUAUCUGGACGAGGCGGCGAAGAGUUAGUCAACUCGGAAAGUUCGAACAGUUCUGUGAAUUCGAGAAGUCCGGAGUUAAGGAAUUUUUGGAUCCGAUAACGGAGCAACUGAAGCAGACAAACGCAGAAGUCUGGAAAGCUUUUGACGAAACUAUCGAAAAGAAAGAAGAUGGAUACUAUGUGCGCCUCCCAUGGAAGAAGGAAGCAAGCGGACUUCCGGACAAUAAAUCGAUUACAUAUCGUCGUCUGCAAGCAAAUCUUUCUAAGCUUAGGAAGAAUCCCAAUCUACUGCAGCAGUACGACGACACGAUCAAGAGUCAACUCGAGCUGGGAUCAUCGAAGGAGUUGCUGAGGAUUUAA
Messenger RNA from Necator americanus (New World hookworm), 2091 nucleotides. RefSeq lists its product as uncharacterized. Gene Ontology annotation, biological process: proteolysis. Lineage: Eukaryota; Metazoa; Nematoda; Chromadorea; Rhabditida; Ancylostomatidae. The record is from RefSeq and is a predicted model, not a curated record. The transcript has 3 exons. The coding region runs from base 1 to 2091 and encodes 696 amino acids. Gene Ontology annotation, molecular function: nucleic acid binding; zinc ion binding; aspartic-type endopeptidase activity.